This is a messenger RNA of Raphanus sativus (radish), 2538 nucleotides long. RefSeq lists its product as uncharacterized. The record is from RefSeq and is a predicted model, not a curated record. NCBI's taxonomy places the organism in Eukaryota, Viridiplantae, Streptophyta, Magnoliopsida, Brassicales, Brassicaceae. The transcript has 9 exons. Bases 1 to 2538 code for a protein of 845 amino acids.
AUGGUCUCAUCUCGGAUACGCGAGUUACGGGAUGAAGAUGGAGUCGAAGAAGACAUUGGUCAAGCCGAUGACCCUGUUCCUAAUGACGACGGAAGUGAUCUCGACAUACCGGAAAUGAUGUUUGCGGAUGGUGAAGAACCAGUAGGCGUUAGGGUUCUUACAUACCAGUCAUCUAGUGCCAUCAACACCAUACUCGAUGCACUGUCAGAAGAAGAGAUCCAGUUCCUCCGAGAAUCACCUUUUGGUAAGCUGGUGGAGAUAGCAGAAAAACCCGCCUUUUCCGGUAGAUUUGCGAGAUUUCUUCUUUCAAGACAGUUGAAAGUUGAGAAAAAACACGAAGUUUGGUUUCGUUUCGCCGGGAAUCCCAUUAGGUUUUCUCUUCGCGAGUUUGCGAUUGUCACUGGUCUCCCUUGUGGUGAUUUUCCGAAGAAAUCAAAGAGGAAAAGGAAGAAGGAUAUUAAUGAGAAACCAUAUUGGCCAGAGUUAUUUGGAAGUGCAGAGGAGAUGAGUGUUUCUAGGGCUGUGAAGAUGUUGCGGAAAAAACUCGUUACAGAUCCAGAUAUCCGGAUAAAACUGGCGUGUCUAGCUAUUGUCUCAUCCGUUCUGUUGUCCACCAAUCUGAAGGCUAAGAUGCUCAAGGAACACGUGGAGCUUCUCGGUAACAUAGACGACUUCUUUUCUUUCCCAUGGGGCCGACUUGCUUUUGAUAUGCUUAUUACUAGUAUCAAGAAGAGGGAUGAGAUCUCAUUGUCCCAAAAUACGAUUGCACUAAAAGGUUUUGCUCUAGCGCUUCAGCUCGUAAUUGUCGAGGCCGUACCUUCUCUCACAGAAGUUGUCCAAGAUGAAUGUUCAUCUUCCGAAUCUGAUACCGAGGAUGAGGAGUCAGAUAGCACGGGAAGGAAAACGAGAAAGCAGAUUUUGAGUCCUUCGCAUGCACGUGAGGUUGACAGAAAAGCUGAGGCGCUGGUUAGGUGCAUUAUACCUCAGGAUCCCUUAAGGCCAAUCAAUGAGGCAGUACUAGUAUGGGCAGAUGAAGUAGUUGACAUCAAAGUUAGUAACCUACUGAAGUUGAUCUUCGCGAAUCAUGUGUUUACCAAAGAGAUGUUCAAAGGUGGUGUUUCAAAAUCCGAUGUAGAAAAGAUGCGUGAGAAGUCAAAAGUUCCGGUUAAAAAGAAGCCACAAAAUGUGAAGGAGACGAUUGUUGGAGACGUUGAUGAAGGAAAAAUAAGGUCGAUCGUGUGUUCUAUUCUUAAACCCGAGAUUGAGAGGCUUGAUCAGCAUGUUUCAUCUGCGGUUGCAAUCGUCAAAGACAAUUCAGGUGUUAUUGCUGCAGUUGAGGCGAUGUUAAAGUCCUUUAAAGCUGAAAUAUUGUCAUCUUUCCCCCCCUGCGAAUCCCCCGUAGGUGUAACAGAUGAGACACGCCAACCUGAUGUGGAUGAAAAUGCCAAGGCUAUUUCAAACGUCCUUGAAAAUAUCAGUCAUUAUUCAACACCUCCUUCUUCUGCUGAAAACCGUUUAGUUGAUGAAGGUACGUCUCAUCAUCAAGUGUCUGUCCAUGCUUUACCCGGCCAUGACCAAAAUAGCAACUUCGAACCAGUUUUGGAUUCUGUCCUUUCCGAGAGUAAUGGUUGUCCUGGUGUUGAUUAUCCUACAUUCGAGUUGGGUCUCACUCAGGAGAUACUGCCAGCAACAGUUGGUGUGGAUGAGGUGGGUGACAAUGAAACCGAAAAAACGUCUGUUGCUCCCGUCCAAGAGAAUCUGCCUAUAAUGGAGACUUCUUCUCGAGGUGGUGGUAUCUCUAUUGGAAAAUUGCUUUCAACAGCUGCUAUAGACGACGACAUUGUCGAUGAUGAAGAUUCCGGUGCGGAGUGUAAUUAUGAUACUAUGUUACGCCGUAAAAGCAAACAUUUGCGGAUUGUCCCUCCUUUUCUUCUAAUCGGGUAUCAGUGUGGGUCAGCUAUUCUAAACCGUGCAAGAGAGGCCCAAUUAUGUGGUGAUAGCUACUACGAGAUGUCCGUCAUUGAUAUCCUCAUCAAGCUGGUUAUAUCAACAUUUGAGAAUCAAGUCAAUUCCAGAGUAGAGAAUACAUGUGCAUUCCUUGAUAGCCGAUUUGCUUCACUGAUGUGUAGGAAUCACCCCAAGUUCAAGAAGCCCAAGUCUAAAAUUGGAUUCACCUUACCAAAGAGUUUGGUUGAAUAUUUCAGUGCUUCCAAAGCGUACAUACUUGAUUGCAAUCCAGGAGUUACGACCCUUGCAACGCUACACAAAGAGCUUCUUCCGAUUACCGAAUUGUUUCCCCACCUUCUGAAACAAUGUGGGGUUUCCGUUGAGGGCGUUGAUAAACCUCUUGUUGUUGAAAGGAUGGUUGGUAUUGCAACGAACACGAACCCCGGGGAUGCAGGUAUAGCGGCCACCUUGUUGAUCCAAUCUCAUGCUUUUUUUGGACCUGAAUCUUGUACCUCUAUCACUCCGUCCGUAAUACCAGACGAAGCCCACAGAGCAGCUGUAAUGAUCUACGAGUUUCAUGUGAAGCUCUAG